This is a messenger RNA of Andrographis paniculata, 2548 nucleotides long. RefSeq names its product pentatricopeptide repeat-containing protein At5g39680. The transcript is spliced from 3 exons. The coding region runs from base 17 to 2068 and encodes 683 amino acids. Gene Ontology annotation, molecular function: zinc ion binding; RNA binding; protein binding. Gene Ontology annotation, biological process: RNA modification. The record is from RefSeq and is a predicted model, not a curated record. Lineage: Eukaryota; Viridiplantae; Streptophyta; Magnoliopsida; Lamiales; Acanthaceae.
CUGCCUGUCCAAUCCAAUGGACAUACGGAAGCUCUUGAAAGCAUCUGCGGGCGCGAAGAAUCUCAAAUUUGGGAAAGCCAUUCACGCACAUUUGAUCGUCUCUAAUCAAAUCUCUCGAGACAGAGUGAUCGAGAGGAACUCCGUCAUCAAUUUGUACUCGAAAUGCGGCGAUGUAUCAAGUGCUCGCAAGGUGUUCGACAAAAUGCCGAAGAAGAACAUUGUUACUUAUGGCAGUAUAAUGGCUGGUCAUUUGCACAAGGGGGAUGGUCCAGAAGUAAUACACCUGACAAAAACCAUGAUCGACGUGCACAAGCUAUCUCCCAAUAAGUACAUACUGGCUACAAUUCUGUCGUCGUGCGCGAAUUCCGGCUUCCCCGAUGAUGGCCGGCGAUGGCACGGGUUCGCCUUCAAGUCUGGAUUGAUCUUUCAUCAGUAUGUCAAGAAUGCGCUCGUGCAUAUGUAUUCGAUGUGUUUGGAUGCGAAGGAGGCCAUAAAGGUUAUGAAUUUCACCCCUGGAUUGGAUAUUUGCACGUAUAACACGGUGUUAAAUCGACUCCUGGAUCAGGGAGAUGUAGCCGAAGCGAGGGUUGUAUUGUUUGCUAUGUUUGUCGAAUGCAGAUACGACGGGUGGGAUACUGUAACUUGCGUUAACAUGUUGGGAGCCUGUGGAGGUUUCGAGGAUUUACAUUUGGGACGACAGGUUCAUGGGAGAGUGCUAAAGACCGGCGUCGAUGGUGACUGUUUUGUUGGCAGUGCAGCAGUUGAUAUGUACGGAAAAUGCGGCGAAAUCUCAUCUGCGAGGAAGUUCUUCGAUGCUCUGCUCGCCAAGAAUUCCGAAAAUGAGGUCACCUGGACGGCGGCGCUGGCUGCUUAUUUACAGAACGAGUUCUUCGAAGAAGCGUUGAAGCUGUUUACGAAAAUGCUUCUUCGAAAAGUCGCCCCCAACGAGUGUACGUUCGCGGUGGUUUUGAAUGCGUGCGCAGCUGUGUCAGCGCUCGGGUACGGGAACUCGUUGCACGCGCGUGUCGAAAAGAUCGGGAUGAAGGACUACGCCGUCGUAGGCAAUGCUUUGAUCAAGAUGCUGUCGAGAUGUGGUUUAGUCGAAGAAGGUUACGCCGUUUUCAAUAACAUGUCGUGCCGGGACGUCGUGUCGUGGAAUUUGAUGAUAAAUGGUUACUCGUCAAACGGGCUCGGCGAGGAAGCCCUGAAUGUGUUCCGACAGAUGAUUAGAUCAAAACGUCGCCCGAGCUACGUGACAUUCGUGGGAGUGCUUUCUGCAUGCGCAUCGUCGAGACGAGUAGACGAAGCUUUCGAGUAUCUAAACUCGAUGCCGACGGAGUUCGGGAUCGAUCCGGGGAUCGAGCACUACACCUGUAUCGUCGGGCUUCUGUCUCGGGCGGGGAGGCUCGACGAGGCCGAGAAUUUCAUCCGAUCGAACCCUGUACGAUACGAUGCUGUCGCGUGGAGGACUUUGCUCAACGCGUGCUACGUCCAUCAAAAUUACGGUUUGGGGAAGAAAAUCGUUGAGGCUGUGCUGGAAUUGAAUCCAAACGAUAGCGGCGCGUGUAUCUUGAUCUCGAAUAUGCACGCGAAAGCUCGAAGAUGGGAUAAAGUUGUGAAGAUUCGGAGGCUGAUGAAGGAGAGGAACAUGAAGAAGGAGCCCGGGUUGAGCUGGAUCGAGAUCGGGAACAGCACGCACAUCUUCGUUCCAGACGACCGGAAACAUGUCGAGUCUGCUAAAAUCCGCGACACGGUGAAGGAGCUGCUGUCCGAAAUCAAGAACAUUGGAUACGCCCCCGACACAAGCUCCGAGCUCCACGACGUCGACGAAGAACAGAAGGAGGAUCUCCUGAGUUAUCACAGCGAGAAGUUGGCGAUAGCGUAUGCGCUGAUGAAGACACCCCGGGAAGCGCCGAUCCGCGUGAUGAAGAACCUGAGGAUGUGCGACGACUGCCACUCGGCUGCUAAGUACAUCUCAAAGCACGCGAAGAGGACGAUCAUUGUGAGAGACGUUAGCCGGUUUCACAGGCUCGUCGACGGCCGCUGCUCUUGCGCUGAUUAUUGGUGAAAAUACGAAAUGCUCGAGUUCGACGCGACGGGGAAGUUCUUCUUCGAUGUCGUGAUUGUACAAGUUAGUAUCAUUCUUACCGUUCAAUACUACGUUAGUGUUCAUAUAAAGUAGGGUAAACUGAUUUUUUUAGUCCCGCAUCCGCCCAUUUUAUCAUUUUAAGACUUUAAAAAGUAAAUUUUUUUCACUAAAAUGGUCAUCCGGUGCCGAACUUACCACGCUGGUCCGUCGUUGCUGACGUGACUGAUAUAUUAUCGCCACUAGAUGCCAUGUUGGACCAUUUUAGCGAAAAAAAUUUAAUGGACUAUUUUUAGAUAUAACCAUUUAAAGUUCUAAAAAUGAUAAAAGUUGAUGACAUGUCAGCCGCGUCAGCGCCAUGUUAGCAACGGCGGGCCAACAUGGUGAGUCCGGUACCGGAGGACCAUUUUAGCGAAUUAUUUUUUUUUACUUACGGGACUAUUUUUCAGACAUGAUUCACUU